Molecule: messenger RNA, 3779 nt
Organism: Onychostoma macrolepis
Lineage: Eukaryota; Metazoa; Chordata; Actinopteri; Cypriniformes; Cyprinidae
Gene: ankrd52a
Product: ankyrin repeat domain 52a
Exons: 28
Coding region: 357-3578 (1073 amino acids)
Biological process (GO): protein localization to ciliary inversin compartment
Cellular component (GO): ciliary inversin compartment
Molecular function (GO): protein binding
Source: RefSeq, a predicted model, not a curated record
AAUUUUGAGCAGGCACAGACCGGUCUUAACUCUGUACUCUAAAUGUUUGUAUAGACAUAUGCUUAAUUUUAACCCAGUUAAUAUUUUUCCAAGAUAGCAUUCAUACAGAGCAAAAAUUGAUAUUUAGGCCACCUUAAAGUUUGAAAACCCUUUUAGCAGCAAGGUUUAGUUCACGGGCAUUUAUUGUGAAAGUUGGUGCAGCAGGCGGCCAUCACGCUGGUGUCGCUAUUUUCAACUGCCUCACCAGCUAAAGACUCACUCAUCACGUCUAUAAUCGCAGCACAAGAUUGUUGUCUUGGUUUCCCAGCCUCGAUUCCUUACUGAUGAGGGACUUUCGGCCCGACUGACGCAGGGAGAUGGGGGUACUCAAUAUUUCAGACCAGCUGCCUCUGGUCCAGGCCAUAUUUAACCGAAAUGUGGAUGAAGUGAAGUUAUUUUUGCACAAGAAAGAUGAAGUCAAUGCACUGGACCAAGAGCGCCGCACACCUCUUCAUGCUGCUGCCUGGCUGGGGGACGUUCAUAUAAUGGAGCUUCUCAUCAGCGCUGGUGCGAAUGUCAAUGCAAAGGACCAUGUGUGGCUAACACCAUUGCACAGAGCAGCUGCUUCCAGAAACGAGAGGGCUGUGGGGCUGCUGCUAAGGAAGGGAGCUGACGUUACAGCGCGGGAUAAGUUCUGGCAGACACCACUGCACAUUGCAGCGGCCAACCGAGCCACGCGUUGUGUUGAGGCCCUGCUGCCCCAUGUGACAAGCCUGAAUAUGGCCGACCGCACGGGCAGAGCGCCCUUGCAUCACGCUGCUCAGAGUGGAUACCAGGAGAUGGUUAAAUUGCUGCUGAACAAGGGAGCCAAUCUGAGUGCCAGUGACAAGAAAGACAGGCAGCCCAUUCAUUGGGCAGCUUACCUUGGACAUCUGGAGGUGGUUAAGCUGCUGGUGUCUCAAGGCUCGGAUAAGAGCUGUAAGGAUAAGCGAGGAUACACCCCUCUCCACGCUGCUGCUGCCAGUGGCCACGUCGAUGUGGUCAAGUACCUGUUACGCAAUGGAGCCGAGAUUGAUGAGCCUAAUGCCUUUGGAAACACUGCUCUCCAUGUGGCCUGCUACACGGGACAGGAGGCCGUAGCCAACGAGCUGGUCAACCGUGGGGCCAACGUCAACCAGCCCAACCACCGUGGCUACACGCCCCUGCACCUGGCUGCCGUGUCCACUAACGGGGCUCUCUGCCUGGAGCUGCUGGUCAACAACGGUGCUGAUGUCAACAUGCAGAGUAAAGAAGGGAAAAGCCCUUUGCACAUGGCAGCCAUUCAUGGACGUUUCACUCGCUCUCAGAUCCUCAUUCAAAAUGGUGGGGAGAUAGAUUGUGUGGACAGAUAUGGCAAUACUCCUCUUCAUGUUGCUGCUAAGUACGGCCACGAGCUGCUUAUCAGCACCUUAAUGACAAACGGUGCUGACACAGCCAGACAAGGAAUUCAUGGGAUGUUUCCUCUACACUUAGCUGUGCUCUACGGGUCCUCUGACUGUUGUCGUAAGCUACUUUCCUCAGGUCAGCUCUACAGCAUUGUGUUGUCAAUGAGUAAAGAACACGUGCUUUCGGCCGGAUUUGACAUCAACACCCCAGACAACUUUGGGAGGACCUGUCUACACGCUGCUGCCUCUGGAGGGAAUGUUGAAUGUCUCAACCUGCUCUUAAGCAGUGGAGCUGACAUGAAUAAGAAGGACAAGUUUGGAAGGGCUCCUUUGCACUAUGCGGCUGCUAAUGGGAGGUAUCAGUGUGUGGUGGUUCUGGUAGGAGCAGGGGCGGAGGUCAACGAGCGUGACCGCUCUGGCUGUACACCUCUACACUAUUCGGCUGCAUCGACUGCGUUCUGCAGAACGGACCGACCCCAUGCCAGCACCCAUCAGAACCAAGAGGAUGGGGAGAAGGAAUCCUUCCUGUGUGUGGAGCAUUUGUUGGAUAAUGGUGCUGAUCCAUCUCUGUGCAACACUAAAGGAUACAGCGCUGUGCAUUACGCUGCGGCCCACGGCAACAAACAAAACCUGGAGCUGCUUUUGGAGAUGUGUUUCAACACGCUAGGAGACAAGGAAAGCAACGGGUCCAUCAGCCCACUACACUUGGCGGUAUGUACAAAAUUCGGUCACUGGGAAUGUGUCACAGUGUUAAUUGAGUCUGGAGCGUAUGUGGAUGCCUGUGACCCGGUGGGGCGCUCUGUGCUGUAUGUGGCCUCUCAAAGAGGACAUGCUCGCUGCGUAGAGCUGCUGCUCUGCCAAUCAGCGUCUUGCCUGCUCACAGAGCACCGCAGCAAAUGGGGCCCUCUUCAUGUUGCAGCUGCCAACGGCCACUCCGAAUGUCUGCGGAUGCUGCUCUGUAGCGAGGGGGGAGCCGACCUUGUUAAUGUUACAGAUGCAGAGGGACAAACUCCACUAAUGCUGGCAGUGCUGGGGGGACACACUGACUGUGUGCAUCUGCUGCUGGAGAGAGGAGCUUGCCCUGAUAUGAGAGACAGGAGAGGAAGAACAGCCUUACACAGAGGGGCGGUGAUGGGUCGGGAGGACUGUAUAACCGCCCUGCUGUCCCACAGUGUCUCAGUCCUCAGCAGAGAUUUUCAGGGGCGAACUGCGGUCCAUCUGGCUGCCUCUUGCGGCCAUGCUGACAUUCUCUCCAAUCUUCUUUCUGCUGCUGACCACUCCCAUCCCCACGACCCAAUCACAGACCGCCACGGCUACACACCCGCACACUGGGCAGCCUAUCACGGUCAUGAAGACUGUUUGGAUGUUUUACUUGAACUUAAACCAUGUAGUAUCCAGGAGGGAAACCCCUUCACCCCACUGCACUGUGCUCUCAUUAAUGGCCAUAGUGGUUCUGCAGAGCUGCUGUUGGAAUCCAGUGUUUGUAAUUUGCUGGUAAACAUCAGGGAUGCCAAAGGAAGGACCCCGCUUCAUGCGGCCGCAUUUGCCGAGGACGUGGCUGGGCUGCAGCUGGUUCUGCGGCACGGAGCUGACAUCAAUGCCGUGGACCACUCAGGGCGUUCUGCACUGAUGGUGGCCGCCGACAAUGGCCAAAGCGGUGCUGUGGCCCUGCUGCUGCACAGAGCCAAAGCCGACCUGUCCCUCCUGGAUGUGAACAAGAACACUGCCCUGCACCUGGCCUGCAGCAAGGCUCAUGAAAUGUGUGCCAUGCUGAUCUUGAAGGAGAUCCACAACCCUAUCCUCAUAAAUGCAACCAACAGUAUGCUUCAGAUGCCCCUCCACAUUGCCGCCAGGAAUGGUUUGGCCACCGUGGUUCAGGCCUUGCUGAAUCGUGGAGCCACAGUGCUGGCAGUGGAUGAGGAAGGUCAUACGCCAGCCCUGGCUUGCGCAUCCAAUAAAGCUGUUGCCGACUGCCUAGCUCUCAUUCUGUCAACCAUGAAGCCUUCCUCCUCCACACCCUCCUCAUCCUCACCGUCGUCUCCCAGCCUCAACUUGCUCAAGCACUGUGGCAUCACCGCCGCCUGUCCCCCCCUGCCCAAUGGAGGCCUUCGCCAUGGUUACGGCAAAGAUCGCCAUGGUGCUACUAUUGGCUUGGAUGGCUACUUGACCGAGUAAGGCGUUCUUACUCGCUAAAAAAAAAAAAAAAAAAGCGUGGUCGCUUGGUUUGGUCCUCUCUACACACCUAGAUAAACCUAUAUGCAAUUACAGCCACACAUCCCUCCUGUGCCAGUAUCAAAGCUUUUCUUCACAUCUCAGUAGAGAGCGAACACGAGAGGACGAAUUUAGCUAUUUAUUUCUAUUUAUUUUCCCCGCUUU